Molecule: messenger RNA, 865 nt
Organism: Tribolium madens (black flour beetle)
Lineage: Eukaryota; Metazoa; Arthropoda; Insecta; Coleoptera; Tenebrionidae
Exons: 3
Coding region: 68-799 (243 amino acids)
Source: RefSeq, a predicted model, not a curated record
ACAAUUGACAAAUUCAUAAAGAUAUAAAUACUCUGUUUUUCUCAAACUCUAGUAAUUUUUCGUUAAGAUGUUGGUGUACAAAGCUGUGCUUUUUUUGGUGAUUUGUUUAAUUGGAACUUGUAAACGUUUUCCAUCAUAUAUGAAUAAGUGUUAUCGUAAUGAUAACACCACCAAAACAUGCCUCAUCGAAGCUGUAUACAAAUUGAAAGCUAAUUUCAAACGUGGAAUUCCGGAAUUUGGGUUACCUCCAAUGAAUCCUUUAAUUCUCCCCCAAGUUUCACUAGAAAAUAACGACAGUUUUAACGCUGUAUUUAGAAAUGUUGAAAUUUUUUACCUUGAUGAAUUGAUUAUUCAAGAUAUAGAUUUUAAUCUAAACAAAAACGAAUUUGAAACAAAAUUAAUUUUCCCUAAACUGAGAAUUAAAUCAAAUUAUCACAUCAAAGGUCACAUUCUGUUUUUUCAACUCGACGGAAACGGACCAGCCGACGGAAAUUUCACUAAUGUAGAAGUUGAAACAAAAUUGCAAGGAAGACGGUACCAAAAGAAAGGUAGAGAAUAUAUCAAGUUUUUUAAAAUGGAAGUUAAAGAACAUGUGUCUAAAGCUGAUUUCAAAUUUGAUGGACUUUUUAAAGACAAUUUGGAGCUCACAAGACAAAUGAAUGAAAUUGUUAAUGAAAACAUCGACGAGCUUUUACUUGAAUUGCAACCAGCUAUACAUGUCGCAAUUGAACAAACGGUGCUGGGAUUGAUUGCACGCAUUUUCGAAAAAUUUUCAAUACAAGAACUAUUUUUAGACUAGUUAUAUUAUAAGUUACGUUAAACUAAGGAAAAAUGUGAAGUGUUUAAAUUUUUACAAAAUAAAUGU